UGCUUCCAUCCAUAUUCCAAGAUUGUCAUUCAUUAAUUAUUGUCAAUCGCUGUAUAGGUUAUAAAUUGUAUUUUGUAAUAUUGUAAUUUAUUUAUUACUAGUCACUAAUAUAACUUACGUUCUUAAAAGCACAUUCAUUAUUUUAAUAUGGGCGACAGAGAUGACCUAAUUUCUCAGUUCACUGGCAUUACUGGACUAGAUGCAGAUAGAGCAAAGUUUUACCUAGACUCUUCAGCUUGGCAAUUGGAUGUCGCCUUAACAAGUUACUAUGAUACAAAUGAAGGUGAGGGCAAUGAUGAUGUACAAGUGGUGGGGGGUGAUGAUUUCAUUGAGGAAGUAACACCUCCCUCCCCUCCAGUGGCAACAGGCAGGGUUGUGGAACCAGAAUCUGCAAAACCAAAACCCCGAGUUGGCGGUGUGAGUAGUCGAGUAGCCACUCUUAGCAGUCUCCAGGCUGCAGCCGCUGGGGGAGCUAGUUCUGAUGAGGAGGAGGGGCAAGCGUUCUACGCUGGCGGCUCUGAGCACAGCGGACAACAAGUGCUAGGUCCGGGGAAGAAGAAGAAAGAUAUUGUUGCAGAAAUGUUUAAGUCCGUUCAGGAACAUGGAGCUGAAGUAGUAGAUCCAAGUGCUGGAAGUAGCAAGAGACCCAGCACCUUUCACGGCACUGGGUAUCGUCUGGGACAGUCUUCCAAUGACACUGAAGUGGUAGCCUUACCUUCAGGACGGAAAGAGUCUCACACAGAAGUGACGCUGAAACUGUGGAAGGAAGGAUUCAGUGUAGACGACGGACCUAUCAGAGAAUACGCAGAUCCGGCCAAUAGGGAGUUUCUGGACUAUGUCAGGAGAGGAGAGGUUCCCAGAGAGCUGCUACAGAAUGUCAGUGGUGGAGAGGUCCAUCUCAACAUGGAGGACCACAGACAUGAGGACUACACUCAACCCAAGUCUAGGGUGAAGGCAUUCAGCGGCAAGGGUCAACUGCUGGGCAGCCCGUCGCCCACGACUGUAGGUACGACUAAGCCGCUAGAUGAGAAGGACAAGCUGGCCAAUGAGAAGGAAGCAGCUGCUACAGUAGCCUUGGACCAGGCGGCACCGACCACCUCAGUACAGAUACGCCUGGCCGAUGGCUCACGCCUGGUGGCCACCUUCAACCACACUCACACUGUCGCCGACAUAAGGCGGUACAUUGCUACUGCUCGUCCACAAUAUGAACAUCAGUCUUUCACUCUACUGACUACGUUUCCCAAUAAAGAACUGACCCAGGACUCACAAACACUAGCAGACGCUGGUCUUCUCAACGCAGCAAUCCUGCAGAGGCUUACAUGAUCAUUUCAAUUUAAUCCCCAUUCUUGCUACUUUAAGGAGGCGAGUUUUCUACUAGUUAAAGACAAACCAAAUAAUUUGCUGAUUCUGGAAAAACUCUAGUUCCUCCCGCUAAUGUAUUUUUUUAAUUUGGAAUCGGAAACUUUGCAUUUUUCUUUACUUUACACUGUUGUAUUUCUGUGUACUAAAAAGUUAUGUAAAUACAUAAUUGUUAUAAAUGA
Macrosteles quadrilineatus (aster leafhopper) is the source of this 1541-nucleotide messenger RNA. It is a transcript of the gene p47, whose product is annotated as NSFL1 cofactor p47. Gene Ontology annotation, cellular component: cytosol; nucleus. The record is from RefSeq and is a predicted model, not a curated record. Gene Ontology annotation, biological process: membrane fusion; nuclear membrane reassembly; Golgi organization. Lineage: Eukaryota; Metazoa; Arthropoda; Insecta; Hemiptera; Cicadellidae. Gene Ontology annotation, molecular function: ubiquitin binding. The transcript has 8 exons. The coding region runs from base 148 to 1323 and encodes 391 amino acids.